GGCUCCAAUAGAUAGGCACAGCUUUCAAUACCAGCCCCUCAAGAAAUUAUCCACAUACCUACACUUUUUGCAUAGUUACAUUUUACUAAAACAUGAAUUCCGAAUCCUACGAUUUCAUCAUCGCAGGCGGCGGUACGGCUGCGCUCGUAGUUGCCGCUCGUCUCUCGGAAGAUUCCAGUCAGCGCAUACUUGUGCUGGAGGCUGGAUCUGACCAUAGCGAAGAUCCCCGCGUGAAAAUUCCAGCACUCUACUCAGCUCUUCUGAAGAGUGAGGUUGACUGGGACUUCCAAACUGAAACUCAGCCAGGACUCAAUAACAGACGAAUCAACUUGAACCAAGGUAAGGCCUUAGGCGGCUCAACUGUUAUGAACGCACAGGUCUUUGCUCCACCUACCAAGAAAUUGAUCGAUUCUUGGGCCUUGCUUGGUAACGAUGGAUGGACUUGGGAAGGGCUACGUGACUAUUAUGCCAAAGCCUAUACGUCCCCACCAAGAGUACCAGAUAAUAUCAAAAAGAGCCUAGGUAUUGAUGGUUGGACGGCCAAGAACGAAUUAGGUACAGGUCCAGUCCAAGUCUCUUUCCCCGGUAACCCAUUUCAUCCUAUUCGUGAGGCCUGGGCAGCGACAUUCAAAGAUAUAGGAUACCUAAUGCCCAACGAUCCUUGGGUAGAUCCAACAGUAGGAGUCGGAGGUUUUAGUAACCUCGCGAGCAUCGAUCCAGUAAAGAGAGAAAGAAGCCACUCCGCCAGGGCGUAUUAUUACCCGGUGAAGAGUCGGAAGAGCCUUCAUGUCCUCACCAAUGCUAUCGUUGAAAAGAUUUUAUUUGAAGAGAACUCGACAAAGGUCACUGGAGUCCAAUACCGCUACGAGACUCAAACGAGAACCGCUUCCGCACGUAAAGAGGUCAUCGUUGCUGCCGGUGCCUUACAAUCACCGAAGCUACUCGAACUGUCCGGCGUUGGUAACGCUAGUCUUCUAGAGCGACAUAAUAUCAAGGUGGUCAAACAUCUGGAAGGAGUUGGAGAAAACCUCCAAGAUCACCUUGCUUGUGAUAUUGUUUUCGAGGCAGCAGAUGGCUUGGAAACGCUCGACGCUCUACAAGACCCUGAGGUGUUGGAGCAGUCUAUGCAAGAGUUCAUGGCCAACCAUACAGGCUUGGUUACAACAAACGGAAUUAAUACGUAUGCCUACAUGCCGGUGGUUAAGUAUCAAUCGGGCAAAGGACGAGAAUUCCUGAAACAGAUGCUCGAUACGAACCGACCAACGGCAGGAAACCUCUCGGACAAAACUCAAGCUCAAGCUUUGGCUUAUUAUGAUAUCGCUGAAAGUACUCUACUUGACCCAAAUGCAUCAUCAGGUGCUUACCUUACGGCGCUCGCAAACAACCCCAAGUCACCCGAUCCUACCACGGGCGAACCCGCACCCCCUGUGACUGGAGGACAUAUCGACUUCGUCGCCAUACUCGCUCAACCACUUUCCCGUGGAAGUGUUCACAUCAAAUCAAACGACUUGUCAGAUGCUCCCAUUAUUGACCCACGGUACUUAACGAACCAGGUAGAUGUUGAGGUUUUUGCAGAACAUAUGCAUUAUAUCCAAACCCUUGCCACAUCGCCGUCUUUGAACGGCAUAUUCAAACAGCCACUAAAGAUCUCCCCUUCGGAAGCCUGUUUCGCGGAUCUAGAUGCCGCGAAGAAGUACCUUCGAGCCCGCGCUUCUUCGAUGUGGCACCCCGCGGGAACAUGCGCAAUGCUUCCCGAGGACAAGGGGGGCGUUGUAGACAGCAGUCUUAAGGUGUACGGAGUAGAAAAUCUCCGUGUUGUUGACUCAAGUGUUGUGCCGCUACUUCCUCCAGGUAACCUACAGUCUACGGUGUAUGCACUUGCAGAAAAGGCAGCCGAUCUGAUAAAGAUGCAGUACGGACUGAAGGCUACUUACUAACUAGAAUAGAAAAUGUUGGCCGGCGCUAAUAAG
This is a messenger RNA of Daldinia loculata, 1970 nucleotides long. RefSeq names its product putative GMC oxidoreductase. The record is from RefSeq and is a predicted model, not a curated record. The coding region runs from base 93 to 1937 and encodes 614 amino acids. Gene Ontology annotation, molecular function: flavin adenine dinucleotide binding; oxidoreductase activity, acting on CH-OH group of donors. The transcript has 4 exons. Lineage: Eukaryota; Fungi; Ascomycota; Sordariomycetes; Xylariales; Hypoxylaceae.